This is a messenger RNA of Astrephomene gubernaculifera, 1534 nucleotides long. Lineage: Eukaryota; Viridiplantae; Chlorophyta; Chlorophyceae; Chlamydomonadales; Astrephomenaceae. The record is from the annotation of a GenBank genome assembly.
UGCUACUUUGUUACGCUCCCAAGAGUUUAUACCCUUUUGUUAUAUCUUCUGCAUACAAUUUCACGGCACGCUUGAACAACCUGAGUAGUAGGCGAUGCAGGCUCCUUUCGUUACCUAGGCAACCAGGCGCAGCGGCUGCCCCUUUCCAGUAAGGGCCAGAGGAGCGACUGCCAGGAUGACGGCAAGGAGACGGUAGCCCUGGUUCAUGGUCGUCCUGGCAGUGCUCAGGCUUCCACUUCGGCUCAUUUCGCGCCUCUGUGCCUGGUGGCUUCGCAUAGACCUAAAAACAGCAGAGCUCCUCAGGCGUCAUGAUAGAGGGGCUCUGCCUCCGCCGCAGCUACACGACGUGAGGCAGGGGCCCAGCAACUCGACUCCUUGCCAUCAGGCCAACAUGAACGGCGGAGCUCCGGCGGGGCCAAACGCCAACCACGUUGCGGACCAGGAACAGAAUAGUACCAGCUUUAGCCGGCAAACGCCGGGACAUCUCGUGCAUGACACCUACGCCAGCCAGCGGAAAGCCUGGUGCGACUCCAUACGCGACCAGACACAUGCUUGGAACUUUAAUGCGUUCGAGCUUUAUGCUAAGACGCAUGGGAACCCGCUGGUGACCAUCACCGUCACCCUGCUCGAAACAUACGGGCUCCUGGACGGCUGGUUGCUUGACCGCACAAAAGUCGUCAAUUACUUGUUGCGGGUGGAGCACGAAUACAACCCCAAUUCUUAUCACAACAACACGCACGCAGCAGACGUCACGCAGACAGCAGCGGUGAUCUUGGAGAGCUUUAAGAAGCAAGUAAAGGAGAUCCCGAAGCUAGAGCGCUUCAGCAUCAUCAUUGCUUCUGCAGUGCAUGACCUCGGGCACCUGGGCGUCAACAACGACUUCCUCGUUAACAGCCGGCAUCCGCGGGCCACUAUGUACAAUGACAAAUCGGUCAAUGAGAAUUUCCAUAUCGCGCGGGCGUUCGCUAUCGCGCGUGAGCACCCGGACCUGGACAUUUUCAGCGGGUUCAGCCUCGACGAGCAGAAGCAAAUACGGAAGCUCAUGAUCGAGACGGUGCUGUCCACGGACAUGGCGGUGCACUUCGACCUGCUUAACCGGUUUACAACCCAGGUGGAUGCUAACCCCGACCUCAGCGCGUGGAAAGACCGCACGCUGUUGUAUCAGAUGCUGGUGCACUUAGCGGACAUUGCCAACCCCUCGCGGCCAUUCCACUUGGCGCGCGGUUGGGCAGAGCGGGUUAUUGAGGAGUUCUGCGACCAGGGCGACCGGGAGGCGGCGAUAGGUUUGCCCGUUUCGGCGAUGUGCAACAGGGCGACCAUGAACAUGCCCAAAGCGCAGCUGGGCUUCAUCAACAUCUUCCUGAAGCCAACGCUGACGUGCUUCGAAAGGGCGGCGCCGGACUUCGUCCGGAUGGCGCUGGAGCACCUGGACCUGACCAUUAAGGAGUGGUCCGCUCUGGAUGCCGGGGGGCUUGUGCUACCGCCGCACCUAAUGCCGCAGCCAGCGCAGCAGCAAGGCACAGCAGGACAGGGG